Molecule: messenger RNA, 207 nt
Organism: Penicillium expansum
Lineage: Eukaryota; Fungi; Ascomycota; Eurotiomycetes; Eurotiales; Aspergillaceae
Exons: 1
Coding region: 1-207 (68 amino acids)
Source: RefSeq, a predicted model, not a curated record
AUGGACGCGAGAGGCGUUGACUGUGACAUCUCAUAUCAUGAAGAUGGCCUUUAUACAAUUUGUUUUGGCACGGCGUGUUGGACUGUGUAUGUGGAUGGUCUUGAAUCACCAUAUUCUCUCACCUACCGAGUGUCCAACAACAAUGAUCCUAUGUUUGGCCAGAAUGUAGAUGCAGUCCUAGAGUGGUAUGAUUAUGAUAUGAAAUGA